Plasmodium vinckei vinckei is the source of this 696-nucleotide messenger RNA. Its product is annotated as trafficking protein particle complex subunit 6A, putative. Bases 1 to 696 code for a protein of 231 amino acids. Gene Ontology annotation, biological process: regulation of GTPase activity; endoplasmic reticulum to Golgi vesicle-mediated transport. The record is from RefSeq and is a predicted model, not a curated record. NCBI's taxonomy places the organism in Eukaryota, Apicomplexa, Aconoidasida, Haemosporida, Plasmodiidae. Gene Ontology annotation, cellular component: TRAPP complex; cis-Golgi network; trans-Golgi network. The transcript has 2 exons.
AUGCAGCCAAGACAAAUGAGCGAGGGGAAAAUUUCAAAAAUAACUCUUUUACUUCUUAUUAAUGAAAUAAUUAAUUUUAAUAUCAAAUUAGUAAAGGACAAUAUAUUAGAUAGUGUAAGUGAUGGUGAAAAUGUAAAGCAGACUUCCGAUGAAAAAUAUGAAGAAGUAAAAAAUAAGCUAGACAAACAAGAUAACAAACUUGAUAGUAGUAUCCCGAGUCAAAUUGAAAAAAGCAACGACGAUGGGGAUCAAAGCAAACAAAACUGUACUGACAUAGAUGAAGGGAAGCAUCAUACAAAUAUAUUGACAAACAGAUUAAGGGAUAUGGGUAAAGGGAUAGGAAUAAAAUUAAUAGAAAGAAUUUUAAUAUAUAAAAAUGAUAUAGCUGAUAUUAAAGAUAUUAUAAAAAUUAUAGGGAAAGAUAUGUGGCUUAUUAUAUUUAAUAAAACUAUUGAUAAGUUACAAACUUAUAAAAAAAAUAUAUAUAUAAUAGUUGAUAAUGAUAUAAGUAUUUAUUUAAAGCAUAGUAUGAUUGAUAAUGGAACUAAUCAAAAAAAUAAUUUUAUUCAUGCUUUUAUAAUUUUAAUUAUUGGAAUAAUUAAAGGUGUUUUAUCUAGAUUUAAAAUUGAUGCUUGUAUUGCAUAUAACCUAAACUAUCCUGCAUGCUCCUUUCAAAUAAACAUACAUGAUGAAUGA